UGUUAUCAAUUCUGUGCCAGCUAACAUACAAAAUUGGAGUUUGCCCUCAGGAAAAUUCGUUAAGGACAUUUUUGCUGAAAAUAUAUCUCGACAUGCUGAAAUCUUAAAAGAUAAGAAGAAAAUAAAUGCAGAGGAGAAAGCUACCUUGAGAUAUGGCAUGUCAAGAAUCAUCGAUCUCUCAGCACAUAUGCGGGGAUGGUUUUCUGCCAGUGAACGUCAGCAUAUGAUGAAGGGCUACGAAGAAAUUUUCAAAAUUCCCGAGUUGGCAGAAGACGCUAAUGAGUUCAUUGCAAAGGUGGAAAAGAUGGUAAAGGAAAACGAUGUUAAUGGAGCAUACAAAUAUUGUCUCAAUCAGCAUGCAGAUGCAUCAGUCC
Molecule: messenger RNA, 374 nt
Organism: Acaulospora morrowiae
Lineage: Eukaryota; Fungi; Glomeromycota; Glomeromycetes; Diversisporales; Acaulosporaceae
Source: the annotation of a GenBank genome assembly